UCCUAGCCCAGUCACUAAUCGGGCCGUGAUAGUGGGCCAUUGCAGCUGAGUAAACACAAUCUGAAGCUCAGUUGAAGGGUGAACCUCACAAAAUUCCCAAAUCCGAAAAGUUCAAAGUUUUCGCGGGGUUUUUUUUUGGCUGAAUUCUGAGGAUCCAGCUUCUACAGAAUGUGUUUUACCGAAAAUUAUUCCUUUCGCGAUUCGGUUAUAUCAAUUCGCUCAAUCUCUUGGUAUUAUGUUUCUAAGCUACCAUUUGAUGCAAAUGUCUAACUUGAGUUGAGUGUUAUGUUUUCUUUGUCUAGAAAACAAUUUCAAACAUGAAUGGCAAUAGUAUCUCUUCCGAAGAAGAUGUUGUCUCAAAACUUAUUGAAAUGGGGUUUGAGAAUUCCAAUGCCGUAGAAGCUGUGAAAUUAGUUGGUCCAUCACUUGAUGAUGCAGUUGAAUAUAUAUUGAAUGGAUGUCGUAGAAACAGUCAUAGGGCAACAAGUAAUUCUACCAGUUUUGAGAACAAUGUGAAGGCUUUGGGGAAAAGAGACAUGUCUUCCACUUGUGUCUCAGGUCAGAAGCGACAGUCUAGCAUACUAGAACAUUUCCAGUCCACUAGUAGAAACAAGAGAAGUGCAACUGCAAUUGUGGAACAAAGCAAGCCACCUAUUUCAGAUGAUAGUUAUUGCAUCAAGACUGCUACAUCAGAAGCAUUUCCAGUUGAUUGCUCAGAUGAGAUGGGCAUUGGACCAGAUUGGGAACAUAAAGUGAACAGUCUAUUGCAAAAGCAUUUUGGUAAUUUUUCGUUAAAAGAAUUUCAGAAAGAAGCCUUGACUGCAUGGCAAGCUCAUGAAGACUGUCUUGUUCUUGCUGCAACAGGAUCUGGGAAAUCUUUGUGUUUUCAGAUUCCAGCAUUAUUGACUGGGAAGGUUGUGGUUGUAAUAUCACCAUUGAUAAGCUUGAUGCAUGAUCAGUGCUUAAAACUGGCAAAACAUGGGGUCUCUGCUUGCUUUCUUGGAUCUGGCCAGCCUGAUAGUUCUGUUGAAACUAAAGCUAUGAGAGGCAUGUAUAGCAUAGUAUAUAUUUGCCCUGAGACAGUUUUAAGACUGAUAAAACCACUUCAGACAUUAGCGGAAAAUCGUGGAAUUGCUUUAUUUGCUAUUGAUGAAGUACAUUGUGUUUCUAAGUGGGGUCAUGAUUUUCGGCCAGACUACAGGAGAUUGUCUGUCCUGCGAGAGAAGUUCAGUGCAAGCAACUUAAAGUUCCUAAAAUUCAGUAUACCACUGAUGGCAUUAACUGCUACUGCCACAAUACAGGUUCGAGAAGACAUUCUCAAGUCAUUGUCCAUGACAAAAGAAACAAAGGUUGUCCUUACCUCAUUUUUUCGGCCAAACCUGAGGUUUUCCGUAAAACAUAGUAGAACCUCUUCACCAUUAUCUUAUGAGAAAGAUUUCCAUGAGUUGAUUGAUCAAUAUGCAAGAAAGGGAAAACCUGGAGAAAAGAAACAAAUGAUAUUCCCACUAGAAUUUAGUGGUUCAUCUGUUAGCAUAUUGGAGGCAGAUGCAAUUUCUGACAAUGAUUUGACUGAUGUUGAGGAUAGUUAUUCUGAUAGAGAUGAUGAAACAUAUUCAACAGAGCAUAAUGAUGCAAAGGGAAAAGAAAUGUCAAUUGAGUACUUGGAAAACGAGGUGGAUGUUUUCCAGAGUGUGGAUGAUUGGGAUGUUGCUUGUGGUGAGUUCUCCGCAGAAGCUCCUCAUCUAGACUGUGACCUCAUUGGAGUAUCUGAGUCGGUUGAUCACCCAAGUAGACUGGACAAAAGGGAUCAACUUUUAAAAGAGAAUUUAGAACAAGGACCUACCAUCAUAUAUGUUCCCACUAGAAAAGAUACAUUGAAAAUUGCCAAGUAUCUAUGUGGACAUGGUGUGAAGGCUGCUGCUUAUAAUGCAGGGUUGCCGAAAAAACAUUUGAGGCAGGUCCACAAGGAAUUUCAAGAAAACACAAUAGAGGUUGUUGUAGCAACAAUUGCUUUUGGAAUGGGGAUUGACAAGUUAAUGGUCCGAAGGAUUAUCCACUAUGGUUGGCCACAGAGCCUGGAAGCAUACUAUCAAGAAGCUGGUCGUGCUGGAAGAGACGGAAAGUUAGCAGAUUGUAUAUUGAUUGCAAACUUAUCAAGAGUACCUUCACUUUUGCCUAGUAAGAGAACUGCUGAGCAGACAAGACAAGCAUACAAGAUGUUGUCUGAUUGUUUCAGGUAUGGAAUGAAUUCAUCAUGCUGUCGGGCUAAGAAGCUCGUGGAAUACUUUGGAGAGAAAUUCACUGAUGAGAAGUGUCUCAUGUGUGAUGUGUGCGUUAAUGGACCUCCCGAAGCACAGGAUUUGAGAGAGGAGGCAGACAUCUUGAUGCAGGUUAUUGCUGCCUAUAACGGACGUAGAACUUUUGAUGAGGCCUCAUACUUUGAUGAUGCAAGUACACAACAAAGAUUCAGGGGAAAGCCAGAUCUCAGGAUGUUUGUCAGUGAAAUUAGGUCACAGUCUCAAAAAUUCAUGGCUACUGAUCUGCUCUGGUGGCGAGGCCUUGCUCGAAUUAUGGAAAGUAAAGGGUUAAUCAGAGAGGGAGAUGACAAGAACCAUGUUCAGAUAACAAUGCCAGAGCCAACAGAACUUGGUCUUGAGUUUCUGCAAUACAAGGAGGACCAAACUUUUUGUGUUCACCCUGAAGCAGAUAUGCUUGUGUCCAUGAGGAAGACUGAAUCUUAUUCGAGUUUCUCAGACUGGGGAAAAGGGUGGGCUGACCCUGAGAUUCGCCGCCAACGUUUGGAGAGGAUGCAACACAAGACGAAGCAGAAAAAAACAAAGGGGUUAAGAGGGUCAAGAAAAAGGGGGAAAAGAAAUUCAAAUAAGCAUACUCCUGAUAUGACUACUGUUAGAGGUAGAAUAACAGCGAAAUUCACCAAAGCAAAUGGUAAGCCAUUUCGGUCUAGGUGAUUUAUUGAAAAUUUGUAACCAUGAACUGUAAAGAGUUGACCCCUCUCUUAUGAAGUUUUUGAAAGAGCAAGGUUAUUAAUGACAUUUGCUGUUAA
Humulus lupulus (European hop) is the source of this 3064-nucleotide messenger RNA. Its product is annotated as ATP-dependent DNA helicase Q-like SIM. NCBI's taxonomy places the organism in Eukaryota, Viridiplantae, Streptophyta, Magnoliopsida, Rosales, Cannabaceae. The coding region runs from base 318 to 2969 and encodes 883 amino acids. The record is from RefSeq and is a predicted model, not a curated record. Gene Ontology annotation, molecular function: nucleic acid binding; 3'-5' DNA helicase activity; protein binding. Gene Ontology annotation, biological process: double-strand break repair via homologous recombination. Gene Ontology annotation, cellular component: cytoplasm; chromosome; nucleus. The transcript has 16 exons.